GCUAGCAAAAAAGAGGCCAUGGCUCCAUCCCACCAAAGUGAGCUACCUCUUAAUGAGAAUGACUCACAAGACAUGGUCCUAUGUGAAGUCCUAAAUGAGGCCAAUGCCCUUAUUAGCCCCUCAUUUUUGCCCCCCAAAACCCAAACCAAGGCUACAAAUGCCCUUCAACCCAACCCUACAAUAGGGAAAAAGAAGCACUAUCGGGGCGUUAGGUGUCGUCCAUGGGGAAAAUUUGCAGCUGAAAUUCGCGAUUCAGCGCGACACGGUGCACGCGUGUGGCUUGGCACCUUUGAGACCGCUGAAGAGGCUGCCAUGGCCUAUGAUAGGGCGGCUUUUAAGAUGCGCGGUGCUAGGGCUCUCCUUAAUUUCCCUGGUGAGAUGGUGGGGCAAAAGUUUGAUCAGAAUUUGAGCUCACAGAGAUUGGAUAAGCAUGGUUGUAAUUCAAGUAGUGGAAGUUCUAGUGAGGCUUCAAGUGGGAUGUCAAAACCAGAAUUUUGAGUUCUACAUGUCCAUCAUGCACUUGUUGGGACAUUUUAACCUUGUGACAUGUUACAAUAGGAUGAAUGAAUGGUUUAAGUAAGCCUUUUUUUUGUUUAUAUAUAUAUAUAUAUAUAUUAUUUUUAA
This is a messenger RNA of Camellia sinensis, 624 nucleotides long. RefSeq names its product pathogenesis-related genes transcriptional activator PTI5. Gene Ontology annotation, molecular function: DNA binding; DNA-binding transcription factor activity. The record is from RefSeq and is a predicted model, not a curated record. NCBI's taxonomy places the organism in Eukaryota, Viridiplantae, Streptophyta, Magnoliopsida, Ericales, Theaceae. Gene Ontology annotation, biological process: regulation of DNA-templated transcription; ethylene-activated signaling pathway.